This is a messenger RNA of Racocetra persica, 786 nucleotides long. The record is from the annotation of a GenBank genome assembly. NCBI's taxonomy places the organism in Eukaryota, Fungi, Glomeromycota, Glomeromycetes, Diversisporales, Gigasporaceae.
AUGUCUUACAAAAAAAAACAUGUUUUUAACGACAUAUCAAACUCUCUAUCAAAUUCUUUUGAAGAUCCCCGUUUAAUAGAAAAUGCAUUACUUUACUUUGAGUAUAAGCUAGAUACAACAUGGACCAAAACCAAAACGAUAGAUAUUGCUAUUCAAAAUUUUAUGAUUAAAAAAUAUGAUAAUGAAAAAAAAGGAACUCAUAUAAAAGGCAUUUUUGAAGAUCAUCUGACAAUCACACUUUCUAACAAAGAAAAGUCUCAAAAUUUCAAGUCACUUGUGUCUGGAAAAAUUGGUACUAGACAAUAUAAACUUGAAUCAGGAAAUACCCUUCAAGAAACAUUAGCAUCGGCAGAAGUAACUUUAGAUUCAUCUUCAGAAAGAAAGACAAAAGCUCAAAAUAAAACUAUUAGAGGAAGGAUAGUAGAUUUUGUUCUACGUCUCAAGAGUGCAAAAAACAAAAGUCUUGAACUCUUUGUAUAUGAAAUUGCUGGUGGCCCAUACAAUUUGAAAUCUGAUAAAAUUUUGUCUGAUAAACGUAAAAAUGCCUUACAAGAAAUGAUUGAACUGGUCAUCAAAAUUAAUGAAGAUCUUGAACAAUUGCAUGAUUCAAGACCCAGUAAAAAUAUAGAAGGUUUUUUACAAUAUUGGAAUAUUUAUGUGCCGAAAACUGUAACCACACCAAAAAUGAAUUAUACUGUUGUAGAGGCACGAAGGAUUCAACUUGGGACGAUUAGGGCAACUGAAUAUCAGAUGGAAGAGUCAUUACCACAACCUACAAUUGGAUAA